CACAGAUUUCCUAUCUUUUACGACCAUCUGAUUACCAGAUAGCGGUAUUGUAUUCUGCCGCAGCUGAAAAGUUUAAAUUCCAAUCUCUGCUGUGCAGUAGUGGCAAUAUACAAGUUGAUAUGUCGCUGAUUUGUACAGGCUUUACUAUUCUAGGGUAGGCAGUGUUUUUGCCCUGGUAUCCGGCUGAUAAUCAAAUUAAUCCAAUUUGUACUAACUGCAUACCAACCAAAGCCAAGCUGCACUGGAGUGUGUGAAUAGCCGAUUGAAAAAUCUCAUCCCAUAGCCAUGCACUUGAGUCCACGGGAGCAGGAAAGUCUUCUUAUCCACAACGCCGGAUUUGUAGCCCAAAAGAGAUUAGCGCGAGGAUGCAAGCUAAACCAUCCAGAAAGCGUAGCGCUGAUUGCCGCUCAGUUGCAAGAACUAGUAAGGGAUGGCAACCACAGCGUUGCGGAGUUGAUGGACAUUGGCGCAAAAAUGCUGGGUACGAAUCAAGUUAUGCCGGGCGUGCCGGAAAUGAUCCACGAGAUCCAAAUUGAAGCCACAUUUCCAGAUGGCACUAAACUUAUAACGGUGCAUCACCCUAUAUCAGCUCAGGAUGGCGAUCUGCAGUUGGCGUUAUACGGCAGUUUUUUGCCCGUUCCGAGUUAUAACGUUUUCCAGCGUGGAUCUUCGGAUGUUCAUGGUCAGUCGCCCGGUCAGAUUAUGCCGGUCAAAGGAAAUCCCAUUCAAAUCAAUCAAGGCCGACGCACCGACAUUUUGGAAGUCCAGAGCUUUUGCGAUCGCCCCAUCCAAGUUGGCAGUCACUAUCACUUCAUCGAAGCUAACAAAUUCCUUCAGUUUGAUCGUGCUCGGGCGUAUGGAAUGCGACUCAACAUCGCUGCUGGUACCGCAGUCCGGUUCGAACCAGGCGACAUCCGGAAAGUCUUCCUAACCGAAAUUGCCGGAAAUCAAGUCAUCAGAGGAGGAAAUGGAUUGUGCAAUGGACAGUUCUCUUUAGAAAAUCUUCCCUCCGUUAUGGAACGGCUUCUGAAUCAAGGCUUCCGACAUGCCAAACAAGAGCAUGAUUUGGAGAUCCGUACUGAUCCUUCUCGAAUACCAAGGCCAGUGUACGCCAAGAUAUACGGGCCGACAACUGGAGAUCGUGUCCGACUGGGCGACACCGGUCUUAUCAUAGAAGUCGAAAAGGAUUACACAGUUUACGGAGAUGAGUGCAAAUUUGGCGGUGGCAAGGUUCUUCGUGAAGGGAUGGGCCAAGCAGCGGGUAUCGCCAACAAAGCUGAACGCUCGCACACCGCCCUGGAUACAGUGAUCACAAAUGCUCUGGUUGUUGACAGCGUGACAGGAAUUUUUAAGUGCGAUAUUGGAAUAAAGGAUGGGCAUAUUGUGGGACUUGGAAAGGCCGGCAACCCUGACGUAAUGGAGGGUGUUGACACUAACUUGAUAGUGGGUGCGGGAACAGAGGCCAUCGCCGGAGAGGGAUUAAUAAUAACCGCUGGUGCUAUUGAUACCCAUGUGCAUUUUAUUUGUCCCCAGUUGGUCCGAGAAGCCGUUGCUGCAGGGAUUACCACAAUGAUUGGAGGCGGAACUGGUCCGGCGUCAGGUACUUGUGCCACCACAUGUUCUCCUGGACCGGAACACAUUCGGCAGAUGAUGGAGGCUACGGAUAAUUUCCCAAUGAAUUUCGGGUUUACCGGCAAAGGAAAUUCAAGUGGUACCGGAUCGGGAAAAUUAGCCCCUGAACUAGUGGAACAAAUCGAGGCUGGCGCUAUCGGGUUAAAGCUGCACGAAGACUGGGGAACAACACCGUCUGCCAUCGAUGCAGCUUUAAAAGUUGGAGAGGCGUACGAUGUCCAAGUGACAAUCCACACCGACACCCUUAAUGAAUCGUCCUGUGUAGAGCACACACUGGAAGCGAUAAAUGGACGAACGAUUCAUGCUUACCACACGGAAGGGGCCGGUGGUGGACAUGCUCCUGACAUCAUGAAAGUAGUCGGCGCCCAAAACGUCAUACCUAGCAGUACCAACCCAACGCGACCAUUCACCGUUAACACAAUCGACGAGCAUUUGGAUAUGCUGCUGGUUUGCCAUCAUCUGGAUAAGAAUCUCAAAGAAGAUUUGGCUUUUGCUGAAAGUCGAAUUCGAGCGGAAACGAUUGCUGCAGAAGAUAUCUUACAUGAUUUGGGUGCCAUUUCUAUAAUCAGUUCCGAUUCUCAGGCAAUGGGUCGCAUUGGCGAAGUCAUAACGCGAACGUGGCAGACGGCAGAUAAAAUGAAGAGCAUCCGCGGACGACUUUCUGAAGAAACGGGCGACAACGACAACUUCCGGGCUCGUCGAUACGUGGCAAAGUACACUAUAAAUCCUGCCAUAGUUAGUGGCGCGCGCGAUAUUAUUGGUUCCAUUGAGAUUGGAAAGUUUGCCGACUUAGUGUUAUGGGAACCGGCGUUCUUUGGAGCAAAGCCGGCCAUGGUGCUGAAGGGUGGGCAGAUUGCAUGGUCUCAGAUGGGUAUGCCAAAUGCUUCUAUACCAACUCCUGAACCAGUGAAGCAGCGUAAAAUGUUUGGUGCUUAUGGGAAAAGUCCAUCACAUAAUUCCAUUCUUUUUAUCUCUAAGGUCAGCGAGGGAAAAAUUUCACUACAACCAAAAAACGAUAUGCCGUUCAUGGGUGCGCUAAAGUCAGCAAGGCAUCCAUGGUGUUGAAUACAGCCACUCCUCGGCUAGAAAUUAAUCCAAACAACUAUAAAGUCUACAAUAUUAUCUCUAAAACUGAUGGAUCCACAGACAAGGAACACUUGACCUGUCCGCCUGCAAAAACGCUUCCCCUGACCCAGCGUUACUUCUUGUUUUAGGAUGAAGAAUCGUGUCAUUUCGUACAUUUUGCUUCUGCCUGAUUUCGUCCUAAAGUUUUUUAGUACAUACUGUAAUCAUUUCGUUUACCGUCACUGUGUUUAGUUUCCCAUCGACUGACGACUAACAGUUCAACAGCAAUGAAAAUUAAUGUUAAAUUAAAGUUUCGUUAUUUGAACAUUUCUUGAAAUAGGGGAAUCUAAAAAGUAUUCUGAAAGAAAAUGACGAAAAUAGUGCUGAAAUAAAUGUUUUUCAGUUUUUGUUAUUGUAUGGAGUUUGUGGAUUACCACAUGCUGCACCUUAAAAAUCACAAGUCCGCU
Messenger RNA from Paramacrobiotus metropolitanus, 3164 nucleotides. RefSeq lists its product as uncharacterized. The record is from RefSeq and is a predicted model, not a curated record. Lineage: Eukaryota; Metazoa; Tardigrada; Eutardigrada; Parachela; Macrobiotidae. Bases 286 to 2697 code for a protein of 803 amino acids. Gene Ontology annotation, cellular component: urease complex. Gene Ontology annotation, molecular function: nickel cation binding; urease activity. Gene Ontology annotation, biological process: urea catabolic process. The transcript is spliced from 20 exons.